This is a messenger RNA of Sardina pilchardus (European sardine), 3161 nucleotides long. Its product is annotated as trichohyalin-like. NCBI's taxonomy places the organism in Eukaryota, Metazoa, Chordata, Actinopteri, Clupeiformes, Clupeidae. The record is from RefSeq and is a predicted model, not a curated record. The transcript is spliced from 10 exons. Gene Ontology annotation, molecular function: GTP binding. The coding region runs from base 148 to 2418 and encodes 756 amino acids.
AUUUGAUAAAGCUACUUGGGUGAAGUUUGUAGGCUACACAAACAGAGUUAGCAAGUUUGCUGCCUUCAUUGUCCGAAUGUGUGAAUACCUGCGGAGUCUGAUUAUAAAUACACACGUCACAUUCCGUCUGUUUCUGGAGAACUAAAAAUGGCGACUGCAUCAAGAGAUAAGAAAUUCACAUUGGUCUCCAUCAGCGGUGAGGUGGAGGUCCACCCUGGCGAUGACAUCACACUGCCCUGUCAGCUCUCUCCCGAGGCCAGCGCUGUUGCCAUGGAGAUCCGGUGGUUUAAGGGGACAGAAUGCAUCUACCUGUAUAGGAAACCGUACGAGCAUGUGCAGAAGGGCUUCAAGGGCAGACUGGUCAGCAAGAAGCGGAGUAAAGGAGACGUGUCUCUGACCCUGAAGAGCAACACAUGGGGAGACGCAGGACAGUACACAUGCCAGGUCAUCCAUGGAGAAGAGAAGGAGGAACAGACUGUGUCACUGCAGUAUGAUGAUGAAGGAGAGACAGGAGUCAUGUGCCCUGACCUUCGGAAGAUAACUGAUAGACACGAGAAGCAAAUGGAGGAAUCUGUCCAAGCGCUUGAGGAAGUAAGCAGGCAGAUGCAUCAGGCACAGUUGAUCCAGGAGACCCAGAGGGCUAAGCAAGGGACCAAGCAAAGCAAGAAGAGUGCUAAAGCUCUUGCAUACCAGAGGCCAGAGGGAAGGGGGAAAAAGCCGAUCAGUGAAGAGAAGCUGAGACUUGACUAUGAGGCAGGAAGACGGAGAGAGGCAGAGAGAAAAUUGACAGAGUUGAAAGAACGGGAGAAAGAGCGAAGAGGGCAGAGACAGAAACGACCGAACAACAUAACCAGCCUCUUACGACAGGUGCUCACUCUGGAAACUGAACUAGAGAUGAGGAACAGUGAACUACAGAGGCUGAGGACCCAACUGCAGGACAAGGAGAGGGAGCUUAUGGAGAGAGGAGACAGAAAUAAACAACCGGAGAGACACAAACAGCGGGAGAAGAGAGAACAUCUGAAUGUGGGAGGAGAGAGUCCUGGUCCAGCUCCCCCAGUGUCUCCUGCUGUGUCUGAUCUGAGGCUGGUGCUGCUGGGGGGGAGUGCAGCUGGGAAGAGGGCAGCAGGAAACACCAUCCUGGGCACACACACACUCACACACACAUCCACAGAGACCCAGCACAGUGAGAGCAGACAGGGGGAGGUGGCUGGGAGACGGGUGACCGUGGUGGACACUCCAGACUGGUUCUGCAGUGGACUCUCUGAGAAGGACAUGAGACAGGACGUGGGGCUUUGUGUCCGUCUGUCUUCCCCAGGACCUCACGCCUUCCUCCUGGUGAUUCCAGCGGAGUUGUCUGAAGGGGAGGAGAGGAAGAUGCUGGAGAAAAUGGAGGAUAUUUUUGGGGAGGGCUGUUGGGAACACACACUGAUCCUCUUCACCCAUGCUGAUGGGCUGAGAGAGAGGAGUGUGGAGGAGUUGCUCCAGACAGGGAGCCAGGAGCUCCAGCAGCUGGUAGAGAAAUGUGGGAACAGGUGUCACCUUCUCAACAUUAAGGACACACCUGAGGAGACACAGAUCACACAGCUGCUAGAGAAGAUAGAAGACAUGGUGUCAGGAAACAGAGAGAGAUUCUACAGCAGUGAGACCUACCAGGAAGCAGAGAAACAGCUCAGAGAGAUCAAGAGAAGGAUACAGAAAGAGCGAAAGGUGGAUGAGUGGAAAUAUACAGAGGAGAGAGAGAGAAAAGUUGAACUUACUAAAAUGGUUCAGAAGUUUCUGAAGAAGAUGGACAAAGAGAUUCAGAGGCAUAAAAGAGAAAUUAGAAGGGUACAUGAUAAACAAACUGAGCUAGAGAAAAAGAUAAAAGAAGCAAAUUAUGAGAAGCAAAGAGGAAUGAUGGAGUGUGAGUUACAGAGAGAGAUUGCACUGAAGGAGAAGAUGGAGACAGAUCUGAAUGAAAUGAAAGAAAAAAAGGAAAAAGAGUUGAGGGAGAUGGAGGAGAUGAGAGAGAGCUUUGAGAGAGAGGCCAGGGCUGAAGCAGAGAGAAACCUCAUGAAUAUCAUUUUCUUUGAACUACAGAGAAAGAUCAGCUUCAACAAGGAGAAAAUGGAGACAGAGUUCAACAGGAAGAUGGAGGAGAAAAAGAGAGAGCUAGAUGAGAUAAAACAACAGAUGGAGGAGAAGAGUCGAGAAUUUCAAAUCAUUCUUCAGGAACUAAGAGAAAAAGAGAAGGCUGAUGAUGAGCCGACACUCAGGCAAUGUGAUGGAGACAAACAUAUGGAGGUAGCGCUACUCCUACAAGACCGAACAGAGAAGGACAGAGAGAUAGAGAGAAUGAAAGAGAUACUGAAAGAGAAAGACAGAGAGAUAGAGAGGAUGAAAGAGAUGUUAAAAGAGAACGACUUGAAGGUAAUGUAGGACAGAAUGAGCAUCUGCAACAUCUGGUCACAGUGAAGAUGAACAGAGAGACAGAUGCGUUGAGAUCAGCAGUUAGUAGUUUUAAUGACACACUCUCUACUGAAGGACAUAAACAAGAAUGAUUGAUGAAGCAGAAGAUGAGAUCAUUAUAUAGAUGGAUUAUUCUUUUGUUCCAAAUGAACUCAUAACAUAUUUCAGACAUGCAGUAAUGACAAAAUGAAAGCUUGUUUUGUUUUCUCUUGACAGUGUCAGUACCUCUGUCUAUAUAUAGCGUAUGUAUUGUAUCUGAAAAUAUGUAAGGCAAGACAAGGCUUCUUUUGAUAUUCAUGUAUUUUCCUUUUUAACUGUCUGUUUUAGUGAAAUAGAUGGAUCCCAUGUUAGAUGGAAAUGUAGUCUGUUCAUUUGUUGCUGUAAUAUGGCAGUAAUAUUCCAAUGUCAUAUUAUAUCAUUGAAAUGUAAAUUUCAGCAUAUAUUUUAAGAUACAUGUGAUGUUUGAUUUUUCAUUGAAAGGGAAAGGACUUGUGGGAUUAUUGUGACUUAUUUCUAAUAUAACUUUUAACAAUUCUAAUUUAACAUUUUGGACAUAACCUUUGAAAUUACACAAUUUCAUUGCAUACAAUUAUUGCACACCAGAGGAAGUCCAGCAGGAUUACGCUGAGCAUGUUAGGACUAAACAUGGUGAAGCAGCGUGGCUAGUUGCUAUGUGGUUCAGCUCUGGAGACAACUGUUGGAUGACCUAAAAG